CCUGUAUUUGUGUCUUUUGUGACUUUCGUGGUUAGAAUAAUUUGGUGUACUUGCUGGCGGGCUCAUUGUGGGUAAACCAAAACCAAACCAAACCCAGUGCUGUCGAGUCAAUUCCGACUCAUAGCGACCCUACAGGACAGAGUAGAACUGCCCUACAGAGUUUCUAAGGAGCACCUGGUGGAUUUGAACUGCUGACCCUUUGGUUAGCAGCCAUUGCACUUAACCAUUACGCCACCAGGGUUUCCUCAUUGUGGAUAGUGGUUCUCAAUUUUUUUUCUUAACAAAACAUUUCUGGAGCGUGACGUUCCCAUGCCCAAUACAUUUCUUAGUGGGUACCCGUGUGUGUGUGUGUGUAUUCACUAAUAUAUAACCCGUGACACACACACACACACACACACACACACACACACACACACACAUUUAGCUAUUGAUUUGAGAAAAUUGAAAACAUUUUGUGGGGAAAUAAAAUUGAUUUUGAUGUUCUGUUCAUGAAAAUGGUUUUUAAGCACAUGGGUAAUGAAACUAGCCAUUUACACAGUUCAGAAUAUUGUCAUUUUUCCAGGAAAAUUUAAUAAAUAUGGCAAAUCUAAUUCUAAAGUAUUUAACAUUAUUAUCUUAAAAAUCUGUGGUGGCUGAUUUCCGUGGACGGUAGCAGAGUUGGGUUUGCUGAAGCUAGCUGUGAUUUCCACUUUUUUGUUUCCCAUUCAGGGAUGCUCUCUGGAUGCAAGCAAGUGGGGUGACAUGAUAGAGAUAAUCCUGAAUCUGCUCUAUUUAUUUAUUUUUAAAAAGGAAAUUGCAGAUGUUGGUACUGUAACUGUUACUAGUAACUCAUUAAGGAGACCUGUGUCUCAACAGCACUUGGCUGCUAAUGGAAAGGUUGGUGCUUCGAAUCCACCCAGUGGCUCUGUGGGAGGAAGACCUAACGAUCUGCUUUUGUAAAGAUUACAACCUAGAAAACCCUAUGGGACAGUUAUACUGUCAUAUAGGGUUGCUAUGAGUUGGAAUUGACUCUGCAGUACCCAACAACCACAACAGUAACACAUUACUAGGGGCACCCCUCCUAACUGCUGCUGAGAGAUUGCGGACAAAUCAAUGGAAACAACUGGAGGACCCGCUCAGGGUGAGCCUCUGAUGAGAGCAUUGUCAUUAUGUGACCAGAUCCAGGAUCUUGGGUGGGAGGCUUGGGCACCUUUCAGAUACAAGAAAAUGUUGGCUUUUCUCCUUCCCCACCCCUCUCUCGUCAAGAAUAUAAAACAUUUAGUAUAGAAAAUGUUUAAUUUAAUACAGGUAUCCCCCCACUUUUCGAAAGUUUGCUUUACGCCUCUUUGCCUUUAAGACAGACAUACAUUAGUAUCUGUUUUCGCUAACCUGAAAAAAUCCGAAGAGAAUUUUCGCUUUUAAGAACAAAGGCAAAAAGGGGAAAUAGCGUUUGUUUUGCAGCCAGCUGUAAAGAGAGUGCACACCCGGAGCAGUGAGGGUGAAGUUGCCAAGCUCCCUCCCUGGGAACUACACUCAGCAUCUCAGCAUUAAGCCACCAUAGCUUUGAGCUGUGCCUGUGAGAUCUGUGCUUUAUCUCGAUUUAUUUUGUGCACCCGCUAGCAAGAUGUGUCCUAAGAUUGCCACAGCAGUGAAGUUUCUACAGAAUUCCCGGGUCCGCCAGAGCCCACUUGCGACCAGGAGAACAUUCCUUAAGAAGAAAGGGCUGACAGAUGAAGAGAUCGAUUUGGCUUUCCAGCAGUCGGGCACUGCUGCGGACGAGCCUUCAUCCUUGGGCCCAGCCACACAGGUGGUUCCUGUCCAGCCCCCUCACCUCCUUCCUCAGCCGUGCAGCCCUGUAGGCUCCCGAUGGAGGGAUUAUGGUGCCUUGGCCAUCAUCAUGGCAGGAAUCGCGUUUGGCUUUCACCAGCUCUACAAGAAAUACCUGCUCCCCCUCAUCGUGGGCGGCAGAGAGGACAGGAAGCAACUGGAGCGGAUGGAGGCGAGCCUCUCGGAGCUGAGUGGCAGCGUGGCCCAGACAGUGACGCAGGUACAGACGACUUUAGCCUCUGUCCAGGAGCUGCUGAUCCAGCAACAGCAGAAAGUCCAGGAGCUUGCUCAUGAACUGGCCGCCGCCAAGGCCACCACAUCGACAAACUGGAUCCUGGAGUCCCAGAACAUCAGUGAACUCAAGUCGGAAAUCAGCUCCUUGAAAGGCCUUCUUUUAAAUCGGAGGCAGUUCCCACCCUCGCCAUCAGCACCCAAGAUCCCCUCCUGGCAGAUUCCGGUGAAGUCACCGUCCCCCUCUAGCCCCGCAGCGGUGAACCACCACAGCAGCAGCGACAUUUCGCCCGUCAGCAAUGAGUCCACAUCAUCCUCGCCUGUGAAAGAGAGCCACAGCCCUGAGGGCACCACAUACCACCUGCUGGGCCCCGCAGAAGAGGGUGCGGGGGUGCUGGACGUCAAGGGCCAGGUGCGGAUGGAGGUGCAGGGCGAGGAGGAGAAGCGGGAGGAUGAGGAGGACGAGGAGGAUGAUGAUGUGAGCCACGUGGAUGAGGAGGACUGCCUGGGGGUGCAGCGGGAGGACCGCCGGGGCGGGGACGGGCAGAUCAACGAGCAGGUGGAAAAGCUGCGGCGGCCCGAGGGUGCCAGCAAUGAGCACGAUCGGGACUAGGCCUGCCUGCCGCCCAGUGUCUGCUCUGUGGGACUGUCAGUCGCUGCCUGCUGCCCCGGGAGGGCACCCUGAGCCCUGGUGGGCAGAGCUGUCCUUGUCCUUGUGGGGAGGCCCUUGCUGCAGCCCCACGGCUGACAGCACGAGGGCUGGGCUCACCUGGCCGCUGCGUGUGAUCGCAUUUCUGUCCCCCUUCCCACACUCCUCUUGCCCAAACACUAGCCCAGCCCAGUUCUCCUCAGACCAGCCUUUGAUCUUAUUCUCAUGGCAGGCCAGAGGCCCUGAAGCCUCUGCGCUCAAGGCCCUGGCCCAGCCCCUCUCCAGGACCUACAUCUUGUCGAGGGUCUUUUUGCUGAGUGUCUUCACCCUAACACCACGCAUGACAAGAGGUAGUUUUAUUACCUGACUCCUAACUCCUUGGUGGAAAAAAAAAUGCAGUUGAUCUGUGUCUGCUGCUCCCUCCCUCCCCUGUGCCCCCUUCCCCCUCCACUGCAAGAGCCUGGCACCCCCGGGCUCCUCUGGCUUCACACUGUGGGCCUGGUAGGCUGUUUUGUCCUCUUCCCGAAAGUGAGGGUCUGCCCAGGUGGAGCCUCCGGGACUGUUGCUUAGGCCAGCCACUGUCAUCACAGCCAGGCCCUGCCCAACUGAUGUGCCCCAGUGUGCCCCUCCCUGCCCCACUCCCCACCAUGCCCUGUUGUCCUCCUGGGAAAUGAAAUCACACUGCACUCUGACAACCCUAGCUUGCUGCAUCGUGGCCUCAGCUGAUCCCAUGGUGAGACGUGACCCUCACGCCCCAUGCAGGAGCCGGGCAUCAGGGCCUUCCUGACAAACAGCUAUGUCUGUCUUCCCACCAGAAAACACAUGUUCAUUUGUGUGAUCAUGUAUAGAUGCAAAAUAUAUGAUAUGACUGUAUAUAAUUGUAAUAAAUACGAGUUGCCACUAUUUAA
Molecule: messenger RNA, 3594 nt
Organism: Loxodonta africana (African savanna elephant)
Lineage: Eukaryota; Metazoa; Chordata; Mammalia; Proboscidea; Elephantidae
Gene: PEX14
Product: peroxisomal biogenesis factor 14
Exons: 8
Coding region: 1604-2650 (348 amino acids)
Biological process (GO): protein import into peroxisome matrix, docking
Cellular component (GO): peroxisomal importomer complex; peroxisomal membrane
Molecular function (GO): signaling receptor binding
Source: RefSeq, a predicted model, not a curated record